This is a messenger RNA of Asterias rubens (European starfish), 1628 nucleotides long. Its product is annotated as O-phosphoseryl-tRNA(Sec) selenium transferase-like. Gene Ontology annotation, molecular function: O-phosphoseryl-tRNA(Sec) selenium transferase activity; tRNA binding. Lineage: Eukaryota; Metazoa; Echinodermata; Asteroidea; Forcipulatida; Asteriidae. Gene Ontology annotation, biological process: selenocysteine incorporation; conversion of seryl-tRNAsec to selenocys-tRNAsec. The transcript is spliced from 5 exons. The record is from RefSeq and is a predicted model, not a curated record. The coding region runs from base 84 to 1610 and encodes 508 amino acids.
UUUUGGGCGAGAGGGAGUAAUUCUUUUUGUGGAGCUAGUUCACGUCCACUUUGUUGUGUUUCUGUGGAGGCUGUAAUAUCAUCAUGAAUCCUGACAUUUAUAGUUUAUGUGAGAGACUUAUACCAGCUACUUAUGUCCAGCAGGGAUGCGAAGCAAGGCGUGCCCAUGAGAACAAGAUACGGAAUCUUCUCGAGCAUCGUAAAUGGCCAGAUGAAGGAUGGGAAGAUUCAACGAUUGAGCUACUCCUCCAGGAGUUGAGCAUGAUGGAUAGUAAUAACUUCACAGCAAACUGCGGAGUUGGGGAACGAGAAGCGAGGAUUGCGUCGUCAUUGGUAGCUAAGAGGCAUUAUAGACUCGGUCAUGGUAUUGGACGUUCUGGUGACAUCGCUGCCAUCCAACCCAAGGCAGCUGGAUCAAGUAUUCUUAUGAAGAUAACCAACGCUAUGGCAUUAGACGCUCUUAGGAUGACCGGUGUUCGAUCAACAGCAGCCUGUUUUGUCGUCCCGCUAGCCACAGGGAUGAGCCUCGUUCUCUGCUUCCUUGCCCUCCGCCAACUCCGCCCGAACGCCAGAUACAUCCUCUGGCCUCGCAUCGACCAAAAGACUUGCUUCAAGUCAAUGCUCUCGGCUGGCUUCCAACCAAUCAUCAUCGAGAACCGACUGGAGGGUGACGAACUCCGGACCGACAUCGACGAGAUCAAGCGUCAAAUCGAGACACUUGGUGCGGAGAACAUCCUCAGCGUGUUCUCAACAACGUCAUGUUUCGCACCCAGGGUGCCAGACCGUCUGGAAGAAAUCGCCAAACUAUGCAAAGACACGGACGUGCCUCACGUCAUCAACAACGCGUACGGCGUGCAAUCAUCCAAAUGCAUGCAUCUCAUCCAGCAGGCUGCCCGGCUGGGGCGAGUUGACGCCUUCGUCCAAAGCGCUGACAAAAACUUCCUCGUACCAGUUGGCGGCUCUAUCAUCGCUGGGAUGGACGAGAAGUUCGUCGACAAAAUAGCACAGACGUUCCCAGGUCGUGCAUCAGCGUCACCCUCUAUUGACUUGUUUAUAACGUUUCUGUCUCUCGGGGCGAAUGGCUACAAGAAACUUCUUAAAGAACGGAAAGAGAUGUACACGUAUCUGCAGGAUGAACUCAGAAAGGUCGCGGAAGGUCACGGGCAGAGGUUGCUUAAAAUGUCACACAAUCCCAUUUCCAUGGCGAUGACCUUAGGUCACCACACAGAGGAGGAUGUCAAGGACGUGUCGGAGGUCGGCGCUAUGCUGUUCAAGAGAAGUGUGUCUGGAGCGAGGGUCGUGCCAAAGGGUGCCAGUAAGACCAUAGGGGGCGUUACUUUCAUCGGCUACGGCUCACACUCUGACUCUUACCCAACGGCUUACCUCACGGCUGCUGCAGCCGUCGGAAUUACCAAAGAGGAUGUGGAUUUAUUUGUGAAGCGUUUGGACAAAGUGCUGACCAAGAAGGAAGAGAGGAAGGUUAGGAAGGGUACCAGUGAUGAGGUCAAGCAGGGUACCUGUGAUGAGGUCAGGCAUGAGACCAGUGAUGGAAUCGAGAUAGGGACUAGUGAUGGGGGCAAGCAGGAUACCGGCGAUGGGGGUAAGCAAUAGGCCAGUGAUGGGGUCAAA